AUCGAUUUUCUGAUUUGUCAAUUAGCGCUUGCUAGUCUAGCAUCAGUUGGCGUGGGAUCGAGGCUAUGUGGAGAUAGCAUAUAAGAGCGAUCGGAACGUUGCUAUAGAGGGCCGAUGUUCUGAAUGAUGCCCAACAUACCAUGACAUCAAGGAAAGCUUCUUGGUAACCGACUUCCCACACCAACUCUCAGUCCCAAUCAAUCAUUUCAAGAUGGAGGUGGCCAACUUUGAAGACUCGGAUCCAUUCUUUGACAAAGCCAAGUGGAACCUUGUCCAGUUUGGACUAAUCUGCACCUACUCGGUAGGACUGGAUGGCAUCAGGAGGUUCCCUUACCGGAUAUAUGAACACACGGGUCUGUUUCUCGUCGCCUACUACCUCCUCCUGGUGGUGAUAUGCAUCCCAGUCGUAUACGUACAGAUGAAAGUUGGAGCGGUGGUGAGGGAAGGCGUCUUGGGGAUAUUCAAUCAUUAUGUACCGCUUCUCAAAGGUGUUGCUGUUGCGAUGUUGCUGACAAGUUUCUUCAUCUCCGUAUACGAGAAUGUGUUUGCCGGCUACAGCCUGUACUACAUGUUUGCUGCCCUAAAGCAACCCUACAUUUGGGAGACUGCUGUAAAUAGCUCGCAUCCCUUGUACAGAAUACGGAAGUUGCCACAUGCUGAUAUAUACUUUACUGACAACUUCCUGCACCGGAGCGCAUCCGUGGGCGAGCUUGGUUCGAUUCCGUGGUACCUGGCAUUGUCGUUGCUUGGAGCAUGGAUUCUCACAUGUCUUUUGGUAUUCAAAGGAGCGAAGUUCUUUGGGACUGUGUGCUACGUGACAGGGCCUUUAGUGAUGCUCCUCAUGUUCUGCGUGAUGAUCUACGGAUAUGCCGCAAUACCAGAUUCUGCCUACGCUGUUGGUGCAAUCUUCGACAGAGGCAACGCGGCGAAGAAGUUGCUUGCGUACCGCACUGCUGCUGUUAGGAGCGUGGAAUCACGGAUAACCUCUAAGAUGUCGCUGGGAAAUUCAUUGGUUUGGAUUCACGGUAUGUUCCAGCAUAUCACAUGUAUAGGGCUGUGGGCUGGCGUCUUACCCACUCUUGGAAGCCAUGUCAGUGAGAAGAAAGCAACCACACACAUAUCCUGGAUCCUGUUGCUGUCACUGCACGGCGUACUGCCUCACUUGUGUACCAUAACUCUUGCGCCUUACAUAUACGGCUUGGCCAGGAGUAGAGGAUUGCCGCUCUCGGAUGUCUUCAAGAAGGAUGACCAAUUGUUAUUUAUAACAAUGCCGGAUGCGUUCAGCACUCUGCGAGUGUCUCCGGUCAUAGCCUGCAUCUUCUUUCUCUUUGUGAUGAUCUUUAUUCUCCACAAGCAGGCGAUUGUGCUGCUGGCGAUCCAGGAAGCGUUGGUUUCGCUCCGACCGAGCUUCCUCAAGAAUGUUUUCCGGCGAUACGAGCUGAUGAGCGUGGCGUUAUGUGGAUUAGGCUUCUUCGUUGGACUGCCGUACGUCACAGAAGCUGGCUAUCAUUACUACAAGUUGUUUGAGAGUUACAUGUACAGAUUGUUUUACCUCAUUAUUGCUCUGAGUCUACCACCAUUCAUCAUUGGAUAUUUAAAACUGGACAGUUACAUUGUGCCUAUUGAGAGGCUUUCCAUCAGCAUAUGGUAUGGGCUAGCUGGACUUGCCACAACCUGCAUCCUGAUUUUCAAAUUCAUUGUCUAUCCAGUUGCCGAGGAAAGCUCCGACCACCGCUGGGCUGGGAUGUUAGGCUGGUUCAUUGCUGUGCUGCCAAUGAUGGCUUGUUUUGUUGGCGGAGCGGUUCAUGCUCUGAGGAGUGAGGAGGGAAGUCUCUGGGAGAGAUUCAUUGAGUCAAUCAAGCCACGAGAGAAUGGUGAAAACAUCGUGACAUUGACCACCAAUUUCUGCGACGCGAACGGCUCCAUUGCAACAUCUGCGCUCGAUGACACGACCGGUGUGAAAAUUCUCCGACAAGUUGAACGUCACCGAGAGGUAGUUGUGCCAACCAAUGAAAAGUGUGAAAUCGUACCGUUAUAGUGGACUAUUUCAUGUGUCUUUGCUCAGUCGUCAAAUAUCAAGGGUGGACUCGAAGUUUCCAUGGAUAACCAACCGUCAGCGUGAGAGAGGCUAAUAUUGAUGGAGCAGCAUGGGCUAACUUGUGAUUUGAUUGCUUUGAAGACAAUGUUUCGCACCAACAUCAUCGGAAAGGUUGAAUGCCAUAAGUUGUACGAACCAAGUGUGAAGUAAUUCACUGUCCUUGCCCCCAGAGAGUUCAAAUCAAGUGUGGAACUGAGGUUUUCCAUGGCUGACUCGGGAGAGAAGCUGACAUCAAGAGGAGAUAUGAUAUAAUGGGACAAUCACCCUCGUAUAGGUUUUAAUGUUAUGUGAUCCUGCUCAGUUUUAGAUAUCAGCGGUGUUGUCAAUAAAUUCCUGAUUGGGUGUGUACCUCUAA
Messenger RNA from Lineus longissimus, 2453 nucleotides. Its product is annotated as sodium-dependent proline transporter-like. The transcript is spliced from 15 exons. The coding region runs from base 212 to 2038 and encodes 608 amino acids. Gene Ontology annotation, cellular component: plasma membrane. Gene Ontology annotation, biological process: sodium ion transmembrane transport. The record is from RefSeq and is a predicted model, not a curated record. Lineage: Eukaryota; Metazoa; Nemertea; Pilidiophora; Heteronemertea; Lineidae.